AUGCGAUACACACAGCUGCUGCGAAACGUCUCCAAGGGAGUCCAGAAGAGUGGCCAGAGCGUCCUCGUUCAGAUGCGAGAGGGAACUCCUAUCGGUCUGACCGGUAUCUACCAGCAUCCCAACCCCCGACCGGCACUGAUUGCCCUGUACGAGGCCACCCUCAAGGAGCUGCAAGACAAGCACCCCAAGGACUCUGUCUACCGACAGUCCAUCGAGAACCUGACUGCUCACCGAAAGCAGAUUGUGGAGGACAACGAGGUCAGUGAGGUGAUCGAGAACAAGAUCGGAGCCGGUCUCAUUGAGGAGGUGGUCAUCCAGGCCCACGAGGAGCUCGAGCUCGCCAAGAAGAUGAGCGAGUGGAAGCCCUGGGAGGAGCUGGAGGAGAAGCCUUUGGAGGACCAGUGGGUUUACUUCAACAAGAAGGGUGUUGAAUAA
Messenger RNA from Yarrowia lipolytica CLIB122, 435 nucleotides. Lineage: Eukaryota; Fungi; Ascomycota; Dipodascomycetes; Dipodascales. The record is from RefSeq and is a predicted model, not a curated record.